This is a messenger RNA of Perognathus longimembris pacificus (Pacific pocket mouse), 438 nucleotides long. Its product is annotated as olfactory receptor 478-like. NCBI's taxonomy places the organism in Eukaryota, Metazoa, Chordata, Mammalia, Rodentia, Heteromyidae. Gene Ontology annotation, molecular function: olfactory receptor activity; odorant binding. Gene Ontology annotation, biological process: G protein-coupled receptor signaling pathway; sensory perception of smell. Bases 1 to 438 code for a protein of 145 amino acids. The transcript has 2 exons. Gene Ontology annotation, cellular component: membrane. The record is from RefSeq and is a predicted model, not a curated record.
AUGGGCCAUGAACCCUUCCCUGCCAUUAAGAAAGUAAAAAAUUUUGCUCCUCUACUUGAAGUUGCCUGUUCUGAAGACAGUGUCCUCAUACUUCUUUCCACACUCACUGCUGGCUCCAUCCUUGUGAUCACAGUGAUUGUCAUAGCCAUCUCCUACAUCUACAUCCUCAUCACCAUCCUGAAGAUGCGCUCCACAGAGGGCCGCCACAAGGCCUUCUCCACCUGCACCUCCCACCUCACUGCGGUCACUCUGUUUUAUGGGACAGUUUUGUUUAUUUAUGUGAUGCCCAAAUCCAGCUUUUCCACUGACCAGAACAAGGUGAUAUCUGUGUUCUACAUGGUGGUCAUCCCCAUGUUGAACCCCCUCAUCUACAGCCUCAGGAAUAAUGAGGUCAAAGGGGCUUUGAGGAGAGAACUUGGGAGGAAAAUAUUUUGUUAG